This is a messenger RNA of Protopterus annectens (West African lungfish), 2323 nucleotides long. Its product is annotated as sialidase-2-like. Bases 3 to 1151 code for a protein of 382 amino acids. Gene Ontology annotation, molecular function: exo-alpha-sialidase activity. Gene Ontology annotation, cellular component: lysosome; membrane; cytoplasm. The transcript has 2 exons. The record is from RefSeq and is a predicted model, not a curated record. Lineage: Eukaryota; Metazoa; Chordata; Ceratodontiformes; Protopteridae. Gene Ontology annotation, biological process: oligosaccharide catabolic process; ganglioside catabolic process.
UUAUGGCAUCCUACAUUCCUAUGCAGAAGCAGACCAUAUUCAGUCCAGGUCACAAGGCUUAUCGAAUCCCUGCACUACUUUUCCGUCCGGAGUCUAAGUUAUUCUUGGCCUUUGCUGAGGAGCGGAUAGACGUUGUCGAUGAAAAUGCUGAAAUACUAGUCAUGCGACGAGGGGCCUUUAAUGAAGCCAGCAGGGUGGUAGAGUGGGGCCAGAUGGAAACUCUUCACACUGCUCAGCUGCAAGGUUACAGGUCAAUGAAUCCCUGUCCUGUGUUUGAUGAAGAGACAAAGACCCUUUUCCUUUUCUUUAUAGCUGUUGAAGGACACAUCUCAGAAAUGUAUCAAAUCAAAAAUAAGAAGAAUCUUGUGCACCUCUGUUAUAUCACAAGUAAAGAUGAAGGAAGGACCUGGGGUGGUGUCAUUGACCUGACAGAGACUGUUAUUGGAAAGACUCACAAAGAGUGGGCAACAUUUGCAGUUGGGCCAGGUCAUGGACUUCAGCUUCAAGAUGAGUUCCAGACACUCAUUAUUCCUGCUUAUGCUUAUAUUAUUAGAGGUGCAAACGAGUACCCUAAACCACAGGCCUUCUGCUUCAUAAGUCAGGAUCAUGGUUACAGCUGGAGUAUAGGGGGGUAUAUGUGGGAGGAAAAUGCUGUAGAAUGUCAGAUGGAAUGUAUCAAGAGUGGAAGAAAAAGUUUCUUAUACUGUAAUGCAAGGACAAAUCAGGGUAUGCGUGUUCAAGCCAUUAGUCAUAACUGUGGGAAAGAUUUUGCAGAAGGAAAAUGGGUAGAAAAGCUAGUUGAACCUCCAAUUGGAUGUCAAGGAAGCAUCAUUGGCUUCUCCAGCCCUACAGCUUCAAGCAACCCUGAGACAUGGUUGCUCUUUAGUCACCCUCAUAGUGCAGAACAUUGUAAAGAUUUGGGUAUCUAUCUUAAUACCAGUCCAGCAGACUCUGACAGCUGGACAGAGCCUGUUAUCAUUUAUAAGGGCCCAGCUGCAUAUUCUGACCUGCAGUAUAUGGGACUUAGUCCUGACAACUCCCCUGAAUUUGCUUGCCUUUUUGAGUGUGGGACAGACUCCCCAUUUGAUGAAAUAGCAUUUGUUCUAUUCACUCUCAAACGUUUGUACCCUGACAUUAAGCAUGAACUUUAACUGCAAAGACAGACACAGACACACACACACACACACACACACCUUGGCAUCUAUGUAGCUGAUCAUAGGUUGCCACCUGUACCUCCCCUUGAUCUUGGAUGCUGUUCUUCCCAGACCUAAUCCAAAACCCUCCCAUUACCCUGGAGGAAUGGAAGCAUCACAGUGCAGUCAUACUCAUGACCUUUGGGAUUUUUUUAUUUUUUAUAUACUACACAUUUCCUUCAUCAGUAUCUAUUGAGAUUAAUUGCCACAAGUUUACAUCAUAAACUAACCAAUAAGCAUUGAUUAAAUUGGUUCAUAGGUAAAUCUUUGGCUAAUAACCACCAGGGCCUUUAUAAACCUAGCCUCACAACCCAACCCGAUUGUGUCUCUAUGUAUCAUGGUCAUUUAUUAGGAGGGGUAUGUUAAUUAGGAAGUUUUAAAGUAUUUAUACAGUCAUAGAUAAAUACUAUGCAAUCAGUUUGUUGACCAUUACAUGCCUAGCCAAUAACCAGACAGUGACCAAAGUUGAGAAUCAGACCCUGUGCCCUGUAUCUAUAAGGUUAGUAUGUUAACCAUUAUACCAACUCUCAGCAAAUCACGGCUAAAACAGAGCCACAUUUAUCACAACAGUAAAUGAAACUAAGAUAUCUUGGUUUAUAUCAAGUCACCAAAUGAAAACAGUUUCAUAUGACAGAAACUGUCCCGGAUUUUAUAUAUGUGUAUUUUAGACAUCUAGGUAGUACCUGUGCUUAUAUACUUCUUACACCUUUAUGCAGACUGGCAAUGCUGCUCUGGUUUAUUUUGCUCUGUGCUCCAUGUGUAGGUGCUUUUUAUAGACAAAGCCAAAAGACAACUUAAAGAAUCUCUCAUCAUAUGCCUGAGAAUCUAAGAUGUAUACAAACUUGCUGUCCUCAUACUUUUAUUAAUAAACUGGUCAAAGUAAGUAAGCAUGGUGAUAUAUCACAAACAGAACUAUGUGAAUAUAGGUGGAUUUACCUCCCAAGUUUGUAUGGGAGAUAUUCAUUAAAGCCUGUGCUUAUGUAAUGUGUUCUUUCACAGUAAUCAUUUACUGUACAUAUAUUUUUACAUUGUUAUUUCUUCAAGUUCACAUGUACACAUUAUAACAAGUGUCUUACCACACUGAUUGCUUCUAUUUUGUUGUAUUUAUGCCUGUCUCACUUUAAGAAUAA